Molecule: messenger RNA, 2247 nt
Organism: Poeciliopsis prolifica (blackstripe livebearer)
Lineage: Eukaryota; Metazoa; Chordata; Actinopteri; Cyprinodontiformes; Poeciliidae
Gene: rhbg
Product: Rh family B glycoprotein
Exons: 10
Coding region: 159-1592 (477 amino acids)
Biological process (GO): ammonium homeostasis; ammonium transmembrane transport
Cellular component (GO): plasma membrane
Molecular function (GO): ammonium channel activity
Source: RefSeq, a predicted model, not a curated record
UGUUUGUCUGUGAGCUUCUUCUUCCACCCUCAUACACACAAGCUCCCCAAGGUUUUGGUGUCUGCUCUCUGGACGCCCCACCCCAACUUUCUGUCCUGGAUCUUUGGAAAAGAACAAGCCUCUCCAAGCCUCUGCUCCGCAUCUGACUUGCAAGAAACAUGACAGACUCGUCUACCAACAUGCGGCUGAAGCUGCCAAUUAUCUGCUUCAUCCUGGAAAUCAUUCUCAUCAUCCUCUUUGGUGUUCUGGUGGUGUACGAUGAAGACACAGACGCAAAGCUGUUUAAUAAGAAUAUGAAAAUUAAUAACUCCACAGCUGGUGGGCACAACGGACAUGGUUCUGGAACAUCUGAUGAUACUGACUAUAGGAAUGAUUUCUACUACCGCUAUCCAAGUUUCCAGGAUGUGCAUGUAAUGAUUUUCAUCGGCUUUGGUUUCCUCAUGACCUUCCUUCAGCGCUACGGCUUCAGCAGUGUGGGCUUCAACUUCCUCAUCGCAGCCCUGGCCCUGCAGUGGGCCACUCUCAUGCAGGGCUUCUUCCAUGGAUUACAUGAGGAUGGGAAAAUUCACAUUGGAGUGGAAAGUAUGAUCAAUGCGGACUUCUGCACUGGCUCUGUGCUGAUCUCGUUCGGAGCGGUUUUGGGAAAAACCAGUCCCAUCCAGCUGUUGAUUAUGGCAGUUUUUGAGGUCACACUGUUUGCCGUCAAUGAAUACAUCUUGCUCAGCAUUUUAGGAACUAGAGAUGCUGGAGGCUCCAUGACCAUCCACACCUUUGGAGCAUACUUUGGCUUGAUGGUGACGCGAAUCUUGUACCGCCCCAAACUGGAGCAGAGCAAACAUAAGAACUCGUCAGUCUACCACUCUGACUUGUUUGCAAUGAUAGGUACCAUCUAUCUGUGGAUGUUCUGGCCCAGCUUCAACUCUGCUGUCACAGCACAUGGAGACCCCCAGCACCGCACAGCCAUGAACACUUACUACUCUCUGGCAGCCUGCACUCUGUCAACAUAUGCCAUGUCUGCCCUCACAGCUCACGAUGGAAAGCUGGACAUGGUGCACAUUCAAAAUGCCGCCCUGGCCGGAGGAGUCGCAGCAGGAACAGCUGGUGAAAUGAUGCUCACACCUUUUGGCUCCAUGAUCGUUGGGUUUUUGGCAGGAAUCAUCUCUGUCCUUGGCUUUAAGUAUCUCUCGCCCAUCCUGGAGGAGAAGCUGAAGAUCCAGGAUACCUGUGGAAUCCACAAUCUGCACGGCAUGCCCGGCAUCCUGGGGGCCAUUGUUGGGGCUGUCACUGCUGCUGUGGUCCCGAAGGACGUUUAUGGAAAUGGUUUGGCAAAGGUUUUUCCUGAUGUGGCAAGUGGAGAAAGAGAGACAUCUUAUCAGGCCGGCAUGCAAGCCAUUUCUCUUGUAAUCACUCUUGCGAUUGCCAUUUUUGGAGGACUCAUUGUUGGCUUCAUUUUGAAGCUGCCGGUGCUUGGAGCUCCUCGCGACAAUGCCUGCUAUGAGGACAGCGUCUACUGGGAGGUACCAGGUGAAGAGCACCAUGACCAAGAGCUAACUGAUGUGAGGAUGGAAGAAACUGAGAAGAUAAACAGUUAGACACACAGAACCAAUCUAAGGUUUUGACGGCACUUGAAAGCCUACAGGCUACAAAAUACUCUUUAUAUUCAUGCCAGCUGCCAAACAGUUUUUACAUUUGAAACAUUAUCUGUCUUUAAAGUCAAUAGAACAGAAAUUAAUGAGUAAAACCACUAGAGGUCAAUCUAGAGUUGUGUCUGUGAACACGCUGCACUGAUAAAUGAUGUUUUCAUUUAUUAAAAUCUGCUUUGUGAUUGUCCAUCAAACACAAAUUUGAAAUAAUUGCUUAUUUUUACUGUAAGAUGAAACCAAAGAGAGACUUAAAAACAGAUAAAUUCAUUUAGCUGAAUUAUGUUAGUCAAGAUUAGAUGUUUUUAUAGGAUUUAUUUUAAAGUAACUGUUUUUUUAAUUACAGAAAAAGAUUUCAUGCUGUGAGGUAAUGAUAUUUUACUGUUCAUUACAUGUGAUUACAUUAACUUUAGAAUCGUAUACAAUUUUGCCUCAUAUUAAACCAUGCCAGUCUUAUUGUUACUUAUGUACACUUUCAUAUUUGUAUGGUAAUCUCCUAAUUGAUUUCCAAAUUGACUUAAACCUACAGGAAAAUUUAUGUUUGUGACAUUGACUGUAUUUAUAAGAGCAGACAGACUUUUAAAUAAAGUUUUGGGCUAAAAAUGAA